UUAUCAUUCGAGUAGAGCAGUUGGGUUUGUAAACGCUGUGUUCAAAUUAGAUUUUAUUGUUUCAUUUGUAUACAUUCCGAUUUAAUUACUGUGAUUCAUCUAUUGUGAGAUACAGUAACUAAAAGCAGCCAUGGCCACAUUAGAUGAUAAACUUCUGGGUGAAAAACUGCACAAUUAUUGUAGUAGCAGUGAAGAUGAAGGAGAAUCUGACGACGAUAAAAGUGGAGACGAGGAGGGUGACGCUCCUAAAGCUCAGGCGUCGACUAAUGCCGAGCCACCGCCCAUAAACAGUUGGUCGGGGCAGGCGAGCAACACGGGCCCAAAAGGAGUACUUGAAGAUUGGCGAAGGUUCAAACAACUGGAAGCUGAGAAUCGUGCUGAAUUGGCUAAAGAACGUAUCGCACUAGCGAAGAAACUGACUCUGACCGUCCAACCCGAGCGUGAAGCUACUCAAGCCAAGCAGAUCGAGGAGCUGGAAGAUGAGCUGUCUGAACUGAUGGACGAGGAGUUCCUGCUGCAGUACCAGAAGCAGCGGAUGGAGGAGCUCAUGAACCAGCUACAGAAGGUACCCAAGUUUGGUGUAUUAACAACACUUAACAGCCAAGAUGAGUUUCUGAAUGCUAUUGAUAAAGAGGAUACUAAAGUGACAGUAAUUAUACACAUUUACAAUAAUAGUACUAGAGCUUGUGAGACUAUGGAUGGCUGUCUGAAUGUGCUAGCUACUGAGUACCCAACCAUCAAGUUUUGUAGAAUUGCUGCAGACAUUACAGGACUGAGCCGUCACUUCCGUGUUGAUGGAGUGCCAGCUUUAUUAGUGUACAAAGCUGGCCAGAUUAUUGGUAACUUUGUGCAACUGGUCACUGAACUUGGUACUGACUUCUUUGCUACAGAUGUGGAACGUUUCCUCAUUGAGUAUGGAAUGCUACCUGAGAAAUAGAGUUCAUUUAUAUUCUGCUUGUUUACAAUAUCACAGGUCUAACUCAUACAUUACGUAACAGUAUUACAACCUUGCUUUGAUAUUACCUGGAUACUGUUAUCAAUUGUUAUAGUUCAAGACUAUGAGAGUUAGCAUAUAAUUUAUUUAUUUUUAAGCUCACUUCUUUAUCUAUAAGGUUAAAAAAAGUAAUGCAUAAAGCAUGUCCUUACCAGUGUUUACAGUUACAUUUAAUUUAAUCAUGGUCUACUAACCUAUUUUUAGAAUUCAUUGUAUUAUUUAUCAAUAAGUAUGUGUAAUAAUUUUUCCUUUAAUAUUUUAUGUCCCACCAAUUAAUACAUAAACAUGGUAAUAUGAGUCUCGAUUCAUAUUUCAUAAAUAAUAUGUUUGUUAUGAAGAUAAAUAACUUCAAAACAAACAUCUUCACAUCAUGCCUUAUAUUUUUGAAGUGAUUAGCUAUCAACACCUCACAUAUCCUCAUUCAGACACCAACAUACUUAUUUGUCGACCAUAACUGCAUUUAAUAUGUGGCCAGUCUGCUGCCAAAUAACAAAAUCUAAUACAAUUUUGUUGGCUCUCAUUCCACCAUUCACUGUUCCAUCUUCUAUUGUCAUCAGUUAUAUUUAAAUUGCUUUGAAACAUCAAAUUGAUCUUUACCCAGGUAGGGUGUAAUAGGUUCUAAUUUGUCAUGUAAAAGUUUAUAUACAACCUUUUCAAUGUACUGAAAUUAAGAUCCAGAGGUGCUUAAAAUUACAUAAGUACUCAGUGACAAUUCUGGGGUCAUGUAAGACCCUGUAAGAGCUAGUUUACAAAAAAAAUAUCUAUUUGACUGUUUAAAUAUAGAAUUCUGACAAAAUAUUAUAUUAAUAUGGUCUUCUUACUCUUUAUUAAUAAUGGUAGCAAUAACUGCUGGUGGUAUUUUUGAUGUGGUAGAUAAAAUAAAAUGUGUGUCAGCUUUAUUAGUGUGUAAAUUACGCCUAGUGACCUGCUGGUAUUAAUUUUAAUUUACUUUAGUAUAAGUAGGCCAAGGCUAAAUGUGUUUAUCAUGUUUCUAAAAAUAUAUUUUGCAAUCAUUUGAAAUGAACUUUGCACUUUAUUAUUAUAAUUUUAUUUACUUACAAAAUUAAAAUACUUGGUCAUGUG
Molecule: messenger RNA, 2077 nt
Organism: Trichoplusia ni (cabbage looper)
Lineage: Eukaryota; Metazoa; Arthropoda; Insecta; Lepidoptera; Noctuidae
Product: phosducin-like protein
Exons: 1
Coding region: 131-937 (268 amino acids)
Biological process (GO): regulation of G protein-coupled receptor signaling pathway
Source: RefSeq, a predicted model, not a curated record